GAACGGCCCAUGGAUGCUAUGGAGAUGGAGCUGGAACGGCUCAUAGAUGAGGAGCUGGACUUGGAGAAAAAAGUUCUGGAGCAACGCCAAAAGGAGAAGCAGCUGGCUUCCAUGGACGACAUGUCUACGGAAGUGGGCGGAACGACGCUGCCGGAGCCAGAGGUCUCCCCGAAAACGGAGAGCGAGGUGGAGGCUCAGAAGUCUGAGCUGCUUCGCUUGCAGAAGGAAAGCGAGCGACUGGAACGCCUCGUGCAGGAGAAGAAGACAGAACUUCUUUUGCAAGACUACGAGCAGAGGGCUCGUGCAGAGCUCGAGCAGAAGACUCGUGCUGAAGCAGAGAGGGCUCGUCUGCAGGAGGAAGCACAGGCAGCUCGUGAGGACGCAGAGCAGAAGGCUCGUACGGCAGAGGCAGAGCAAAAGGCUCGUGCUGAAGCAGAGAGGGCUCGUCUGCAGGAGGAGGCGAAGCAAGCGGCUCGUGAGGACGCCGUGCGAAAGGCUUGGGAAGAAGGCGAGCGGUUGGCUCGCAUGGCAGAGCAGAAGAAGGCUCAGGAGGAGGCGGAAAAGCAGGCUCGCGAGCUUGCAGAGCAGCAGGCUCGUGAGGCUCGCGAGAAAGCAGAGCAAGCGGCUCGAGAGGAAGCACAACGGGUGGCUCUGGAGGCAGAGGCUCUGGCUCGCGAGAAGGCAAAGCAGCAGACUCUGGAGGCAGAGCUACUGGCUGCUCGUGAGGAACUCGAGAGGAAGGUUCGUGACUUGGAGGAGCAGAAAGCUCGUGCAGACGCAGAGCAGAAGGCACGUGUGCAAGCAGAGCAGGCUCGCACAGAGGCAGAGCAGAAGGCACGGGUGCAAGCAGAGCAAGCUCGUGUUGAGGCAGAGCAGAAGGCACGGGUGCAAGCAGAGCAAGAACGGAAGGCCAGCCAGCACUUGGUCGACCGUGCUGCUCGCGAGGAGGCUUCGUUCCAAGCACAGGUUUCGGAAAAGAAGCUGCACACGUCCGUGGAGUUGGAUCUGCUUCGCAAGCGGAACGAGGCCGAACGGAAGCUUAUGGAUGAGAAAGGUGAGACCUUGAGGUUGCUGGAAGAGCGAAAAAUGAAGAUCCAGCAGCUGAAGCUGGAGCUGGCUGGAGAAGCCUCGGCUUCCUCAGGCAUCGGCGGGCCGCCGAGACCUUCGGCUUUGAAGCGGUCGAGUGCCUUCGUGGAAGACGAGCCCACACGACGUGUGAGCUUGAAGCUGGAGGAGGCCACGCCUGCCAAGCCGGCGACAGGUACAGAGUCACACAAGUCGGCUUCGCCGACCCCGAGUCGUGCACCCUCCGACGCCUCGUCCCAGAAGUCCGUUGGCAUGCCGCUUAGCAUGGCCAAGCAGACGACGACCCAUUUGUCCGACUACCUGACCCCCGAGGGUGUGUUAGCUUUCUACCACAACAACGGCCAGAAAGCCAAGGAUGCAAUUGCUCAGGAUGGAAACAAGAUCCCAAUCUCCGAGGGCAUGAGGAAAGAGGAGCUGAGGGCAAAGGUGGUUCCUUUGGCCUUCGACAAACGACCGGAGGCGAAGGCCCUGAUGGGCAGGCUGCGACACGACCCUCCGCCUGUGGCCGACGGUGCCGCAGAGGGCAACUCAGGGGCCCCGGGAGCAACACCGGUGGAGACCAACCCUGCACCAACAGGCCCUGCCGAUGCGACUCCCAAAGUCAAGGCGAAGGCCAAGACCGCAAACAAGCGGAAGGGCGGAGGCGGCAACGAGAACCCCAAAGCGGUCUUCGAUGUCAGGAAGGCCAAGGCAUCCUCUUUGUUCACGACACCUUUUCCUUUGGUGGACCGCUCGGCCACCAAAGAGCUUUUGAGCACAAUCAUGAUGCACAAAGCAGCAAUGGCCGGCAGUAUGGCGAAGAUACAGUUGGUGCUCCAGGGGCACUCCGCGAGUGGCAAAGCCAUGGAAGACCUGCUGGCUGCCAAAACUGUCAUGGACGGCAAGUGGCAAGCGACCUGA
Molecule: messenger RNA, 1986 nt
Organism: Symbiodinium sp. CCMP2456
Lineage: Eukaryota; Dinophyceae; Suessiales; Symbiodiniaceae
Source: the annotation of a GenBank genome assembly